AUGUCUUCUGCUGAUCGAGGCAGCUCGGCUGCCGGUGCUGCUACCACUGCAGCUGCCGAGUCCAACCCGGGCUCGGUCUCACUCUCCGAAUCCACUGCUUCCAUCACCCAGGCCUCUGGAGCAGAGACGGCCACCACAUCCUCCUCCCAGUCCCCCGUCCAGCGACCGGUAGAUGCAGCAGACGACGCAAAAGGCGAAGCUUCCGAGGCCGAUAUCCAGGCUCGCAUCGAUCGAAAGCGUCAAGAACACGAGCAGCAGCGCGCUAUGCAUCAAAAGGCUUUCGAACAGCAGAUGGCUCUCCUCGAAAAGCAGCAGCGCGAAGAAGAACAGACUCUCCUUUCGCAGCGUUUGUCAGGCGGCGCUGCUGCCGCCUCCGCCCCCAUCACUCCACCCAAUGGCGCUGUUGCUGCUGAUCCAAAGACGGCGGCAGACGCCGCCGGUGUUGGUCAAUCUGUUCCUACGUCCCGUCGCCAGUCACGCUCGGCUGACGAGCUUGCCUCUGCUGUCGGCGCCAUGUCCAUCACUGGCAAGGAUGGCAUCAACAGCAAAGGCGACAACGCGACGCCCGUCUUCAACGAGCAAUUCCUCUUUGACGACGAGCUGGACAACGAGGACUCGGCUUUCGUCAAGAAGUACAACCUCAAAGGCAGCGAUGAUCAGUUCCCCGUCCUCGUUCAGCGCGGCGUCGCCGCAGACCAGAAUGCUGCUCGCGGUGCGGACUGGCCCAAGUUCGGCAGCGGUGCUGGCGCUGGUGGCGCCGCUCGCGCUGCGGGCGACACCAGCCAAUCUUCGCUACGCGGCUCGGUCACCGGCAAGUCGCCGCCUCCUCCCUCAGGUCAAGGCACGCCCAACAUGGCUUCUUCCUUCGGCACCAGCGCCGGUCGUCAGCAAGGCGGCUUCCCUCUUCCUUCGCCCUCGCCUCGUCUCCCUCAGACGGGCCGUGCGUCGCCUGCCAUCAAUGCUGCCACCUUUGCGGGCGUUGCUUCGCGACAGGUCAGCGGACCUGGCUCGCCCUCGCCGGGUCUCGGUGGUCUCAGCGGCGAGGUGGGUCGUACCGGAGGUGGAUCACGCUUCGUCAACACCGCCGUCCCUGCUGCCGCGGCUGGCCUCAAGAACGCGGGUGGUGCGGCCAGUGGAGCCGCUGCUUUUCCCAGCUUCAACAUGAGCGCCUUCUCGGGUGCGUCGACAGGCAGCGAGAGCCCCAACCGAUUUGGAACGUACUCUCCCAACAACUUUGAUGCUGCUGGCGACGCUCGACCGGGCAGCCGACCUUCGUCGGGUUUCUUCGAUGCCUUCAACCCCACUGCAGGUGCCAAUGCGCCCGGCUCGCUCUUCCCUACGGACAAGUACUCGAUGGGCAUGGCGGGAGCGGACGAGCAUGGCCUUGGACCUGGCGCUGCUAACGCCGCGCUAGCCAAGCAUGGACGCAAGGGGGAGCUGGAUGCCACUACGCAGCUCGAGGAUCUGCAGGGCGACAUCUUCGCGCUGUGCAAGGAUCAGCACGGAUGCCGCUUCCUGCAAAAGAAGCUGGAGGAGACCAACCCUGCUCACCGCGACAUGAUCUUCAGCGAGACGUUCACCCACUUUGCCGAGCUCAUGACGGAUCCCUUUGGCAACUACCUGUGCCAGAAGAUGCUCGAGUUCUGCACGGAUGAGCAGCGCGAUCUGAUCGUCGAGCUCGUUGCGCCCGAGCUGGUGACCAUCUCGCUCAACAUGCACGGCACGCGCGCUGUGCAAAAGAUGAUCGACUUCCUCUCGACACCUCGUCAGAUCCACGCUAUCAUUGUGGCCCUCUCGAUGAACGUGGUGACGCUCAUCAAGGAUCUCAACGGCAAUCACGUGGUGCAAAAGUGUCUCAACCGUCUCAACGCCGAAGACAACCAGUUCAUUUACAAUGCUGUGGCUGCACACUGCGUCGAGGUGGCUACGCACCGCCAUGGUUGCUGCGUGCUCCAGCGUUGCAUCGACCACGCUUCGGAAGCGCAACGCGUCCAGCUGGUGGCCGAGAUCACGUACAACGCGCUGACGCUGGUCCAAGAUCCUUUCGGCAACUAUGUUGUGCAGUACGUGCUCGACCUGAGCAUUCCACGCUUCACGGAUGCCGUUGUCCGCCAGUUCGUGGGCAACGUCUGCCUGCUCUCGGUGCAAAAGUUCAGCAGCAACGUGAUUGAAAAGUGCAUCCGCGUUUCCGAGCCUGGCGUCCGAAAGCAGCUAAUCGAGGAGCUGCUCAACCGGACCCGCUUGGAGAAGCUGCUGCGCGAUUCGUUCGCCAACUACGUGGUGCAGACCAGCCUGGACUAUGCCGAUCCUGUGCAGCGUAUGCGUCUGGUGGAAUGCAUCAAGCCCAUUCUGCCGGUGAUCCGCAACACGCCGUACGGAAAGCGGAUUCAGAGCAAGCUGCAGCGCGACAACCUGGAUCUGGGACCACCCAACGGAGUGCCAUACUCGGUGCUGCAUGCUCACCAGCAGCAGCUGCACGCUAUGGCGGCCAUGGGCGGUGGCGGUGCGGGCGGUGCUCGAGGCAAUGUGGGCUACAUGGGCUACCCUCAGGGCCACCAGAUGGCGCCUCCGCCCCCUCACAUGCACCAUGCGCACCAAUAUGGGCACCAGCAGCCCAUGUACGGUGGUCGCGGAGGUCAUCACGGUGGUGGGCACAACCUGCCGCCGCCCAACUUUGGACAGGGCGGCGGUGGUGGUUACGGAGGAGGGUUCAACGGAAACCUGCCGCCUCCGAUGGGCAUGCAGCAACAGCCGGGAGGACGCAGCCCGGGUGGCUUUACCAACAGCGGCGCUGCUGCCGGGAACGGUGGUGCCGGUGGCGGAUACGGAAACUACUAG
Molecule: messenger RNA, 2838 nt
Organism: Kalmanozyma brasiliensis GHG001
Lineage: Eukaryota; Fungi; Basidiomycota; Ustilaginomycetes; Ustilaginales
Product: Pumilio RNA-binding repeat
Exons: 1
Coding region: 1-2838 (945 amino acids)
Biological process (GO): post-transcriptional regulation of gene expression
Cellular component (GO): cytoplasm
Molecular function (GO): mRNA binding
Source: RefSeq, a predicted model, not a curated record